AUGCACUGCGGCGACUCAGCCGUUAUCAUGACACAUCUUCAACCUAAGGAAAAGCUUCCUCUCUGUAUGAGCGUUUUAUUUGUUAACCUUGGAGUAAGGGUGACCCCAUUUGUCGCUGUUUGAGAAGUAAGCAGCUCCUUGUCUUGUCAGGCGGAUAGUGUCUACCAGUUAAUGUGUGUCAUAAGUUGUCUGGAGCUUCCUUAGACACGCUGGAGCUCGCUGAGUGAGAAAGCUUUACGAGCUAGCAGCUAGCGCAGCUAAGUGAGGAGACCCGUAACGUCGGGGUGCUACAUUCACCAAAAACAGCCGCUGACAGAAAGAAAUGCUGACUUCACAUCUAUGGCGUUAUGACGGAGAGUAAGAACAGAAGCAGGUCUGCAGGAAUACCGGCGUGAGUUUACAGGUCACAGGCAAGGAUGAGCGGAUCCCUCCCGUGGUUUCCCAUGAAUCUCGCCUGGAGUUGGAGCGUGUUGUGAAAGGAGAGUAGUGGGAAGACCACACGUGGACAGUCAGCAGCAGUCAUGAAUCUCCAUCAAGUCCUUACAGGGGCUGUUAACCCCGGGGACAAUUGCUUCUCUGUUGGGAGUGUUAACAAUGUGCCUUUCACGGCUUAUGCGUCAGGUUGUGACGUGGUGGUUUUAGGAAGUAAUUUUGAGCGGCUGCAGAUCAUCCCGGGGGCCAAACAUGGGAAUAUCCAGGUCGGUUGUGUCAACUGCUCACAACGAGGUGGACAGAUUGCAUCUUCCUAUGGAAGCAUUGUUUGUGUCUUUGAGCCAGUUCACCUCCCAGAUCAAAAGUGCACAUCAUCAUCUAAACUAAGCUGCCAAUGGCAGAAGACUGGUCAGUUUGUUUUAGAGUCAAUGGUACGAAACCUGGCUUGGCAUCCCACAGGUGGUACUCUGUUAACUGGCUCUAGUAGCCUUCAGUUAUGGUCCAGUGCUGAUGGGAAAGAUGAAAGUGAAGAAAAGGGAAAACGGACAAAAGCCACCCGACCAGACUCUAAUUCUACCUGGAGAUGCAUCUGGCAGAGCAAGACUGCCUCUCCAGUCAGUUUUAUAAAGUUCUCACCUGAUGGACAGUUCUUUGCUACUGCAGGACAGGAUGACUGUCUAGUGAAGGUUUGGUACAGCACAAACAAGUGGAAGUCAUGUGUUGCGGAGCUGUUUACUCCUCCAGAGGCCAGUGUGACUGUGCAGGGAGAGCUGACCUUUUCCUUCAUCUACUUGGCCCAUCCUCGCUCCGUUACGGGGUUCUCCUGGAGGAAGACUAGCAAGCACAUGCCACGAGGGGCAGUGUGUAAUGUUCUGCUCACCUGCUGUAAGGACAGCGUCUGCCGACUGUGGGCAGAGACGCUGUUGCCAGGUGACAGCCUCAUCUCCGGUUACCAUAGCAGCCAUCUUUUUGGCCCACAAGGGGAAACGGUCAACUCUGCUGGCUCCUCUUCGAAGCACACCUGCAAUGGGAAAUCGGCAGGAAUGUCUUCACAAGAGUUAAGUUUCCAGGAAUCAUGGCAUUCCUCGUCUUACCGGGAUAUUCCUCAGCCGUCUCUGACUGGCUGCCUGCCUCAUGAUCAGAACCAACACCAUAACCACAGGAGGAGCAGCAACAGCGGGACGCCUCACGCCAACGCGCUCUGCCACUUCCACAUCGCAGCCAGCAUUAACCCAGCCACAGACAUUCCUCUGCUGCCUUCCAUCUCUGCUCUGAGUACGGUGGACGACGAGGAACCCGGCAGUCUGUUUACCGUCCACUGGCUCAACAACAAAGAGCUUCACUUCACUUUGGCCAUGGAAGUCUUCCUGCAGCAACUUGGAGGGAGUUUGGAACAGAGGAAUGAAUCCUCUAAUGAAGAGCUUGAUGAUGAAGAAAACUCCGACGAAGAAGAGAACAGACCAAGUGACCACCAGGGCCCUGAAGGUGGGGAGCUUCCCGUAGCAGCUGUGGAGCAUCAGGUGGACGUUUUGUUAGAGGAGUGGAAUAAAGGGGCUGACAUGCUGUUCAGUAUUCACCCGCUGGACGGCUCUCUGUUGGUCUGGCAUGUCGACUGGUUAGAUGAAUACCAGCCAGGCAUGUUCAGGCAAACUCAGGUGUCGUUUGUGUCCCGCAUCCCAGUAGCGUUCCCUACAGGCGAUGCAAUCUCCCUGAGCCACAGUGUGGUCAUGUAUGCCUGCAACAAGAAUGUGGAUCUGGCAAUUCAACAUGGCAGACAGCGGCCGCCCGGGAGCUCCUUGUCUCAAACCAAAUCUGCUCUGAUAAGCUACGGGAGUCUUGGGAAAGCUGCCCCCAGCAGCAGCCUCAGACUGAGCAUUUUCACCCCUAACGUCCUCAUGAUCUCCAAACAUGACGACGGCUCGCUGAAUCAGUGGGCGGUCAGUUUUGCGGAGGACUCUGCUUUCUCCACUGUGCUCAGCAUCUCUCACAAAUCACGCUACUGUGGUCACCGUUUCCACCUCAAUGACUUGGCCUGUCACUCGCUGCUCCCUCUCCUCCUCACCACCUCGCACCACAACGCCUUGAGGACGCCAGAGGCAGACAGCAUCCUGGCUCCUGCGGAGGCCUACUCCACCAGUGUCCCGUCUUUCUCUCAUGGGUCACGACCCUCCCGUGUGUCCCUCGGAGGGGUUUCCCAAGAUCCCAAUGCCAUCUACAGCGAGCUGAUUCUGUGGAGGGUGGACCCGGUUGGGCCGCUGUCUCUGUCAGGCGGGGUCUCAGAGCUGGCCAGGAUCAAUUCCCUCCAUGCGUCAGCGUUUGCUAAUGUAGCCUGGCUUCCCACACUCAUUCCUAGCAGCUGCUUAGGUGUGUACUGUAACUCCCCCAGUGCUUGCUUUGUGGCGAGUGAUGGACAGUCACUCAGGCUCUAUCAGGCUGUUAUUGAGGCGAAGAAACUCCUGAGUGAACUCUCCAACCCUGAGAUUUCUAAAUAUGUUGGGGAGGUGUUUAACAUCAUCAGCCAUCAGUCCACAGCAAAACCAGGCUGCAUCAUUGAGUUGGAUGCCAUUACAGACUUUCAGGGGAAGGAGACCCAGCUCCUGCACGUCUUUGAGGAGGAUCUGAUCCUUGGCAGUAUGAAAACAGAAGACACACAAGAUACUCCUCAGUCUCCUCCUACUGCAGGCUGCAGUAAGCCAGCCUUCUCAGGACGUUUUUUUCUGGUGGUGGUGGAACUGACGCCUACUGGCCGCUCCUUGCUCCACAUGUGGCAUCUGCAUCUGGCAGCUUGUCCUGUCACAAUAGAGGAAGCUACAAUUCAAAAAGAAAUCAAUGCAGCUUCUCCUAUAACCGGCUCUCAGUUCGUCUUCGACAUCCCCAGCUCUCCGGCACAGAAGAGUAAACCCUGCACUUCCAAUUUACAGAGCGCCUGUCGUCUCAGCCUGACAACGCACAUGCUGUGCAGCCAAGAAAUGGCUCUACCGCAAGGGGUGGAAGUCAUUAGCGUUACUCCUUCAGCAGGUCAUCUGAGUGCAUCAUGUUCUCUGCCGUCGGGCCGUGUGCCUUAUCUCCUUGCUACUUCCUGUUCUGAUGGAAAGGUGCGUUUCUGGAGGUGUACUGCUUUGAAAACGGACCCGUCCAGUGUACACAGCUUGGUGUAUCAGUGGGAAGAGUGGCCCCUGCUGGUGGAGGAGACUCAUCCGAGCAGCAGCGCCGUGAGCGUGCCUGGUCGGCCCAUCAAGGUCAGCUGCUGUCACUCUGGACGGAUUGCUGUCGCCUACAGGCAGACGAACCCACCACUGAACUCAGCACCUCAUCUGACCACUCACAGACUGUUGCAGUCCCCUCCUGCCCUGGCAUCCUCCCCCUUCUGCAGCAACACUCACAUUACCCCAAUGCUUACUCUACAGCCUUGUCAGAGUCUCGCGUUAAGCCCCAACUCAGCCAACACGAAGGAACCAUCAGUCCAUAUCAGCACCUUUCAGUGCGAGUCCACUGGUGGUUCAGAGUGGAUACUGGAGCAAACUAUAGUCCUGGAAAGCACAGAUCCCACAACUUUUUCUUCCACCAGCAACGGACAUGCCAAUAUUCCAAAUAGCACAGACUUCUCUACACUAAACGGAAACUGUCCUGGUUCUGCUAAUGGGAGCCAGGUUCACUUGGACUGGGUUUCCCAAGAGGAUGGGUCACACAUACUGACUGUUGGCAUUGGGACAAAGAUUUAUAUGUAUGGCCGUCUCUCUGGGAAGCCUCCAGACUUAGGCCUGUCUUCUGAAACAAAUAGAGACCAAAGUCUGUCUCGUCUGGUUCUCCUUCGAUCUGUUAAUCUGGUUUCCUCUGUUGAAGGCUCGUUACCUAUCCCAGUCUCACUGUCGUGGGUUCGAGAUGGGAUCUUGGUAGUGGGCAUGGACUGUGAAAUGCAUGUUUACUCCCAGUGGCAACCACCGGUUCCCCCCAAACCCAGCGUUGCGGCCGUCCAAGACACAGAUGUCAGCAGCAGCAUCUCCUCUAUAGUCUCAGCUGUCAGACAGUGCCAAGAGGACGUUUUCACCACUGGUGCUCCCACAGCUUCUUUGACCCUUCCCAAACGAUCCCUAACAAGAUCAAUGAUGAGCCUGGCGCAGAAACUUAGUGGGAAGAAAACUGUUUAUGACCUUCCUGUAGAGAUGGAAGACUCCGGACUCUUUGAAGCGGCUCACCAACUCUCUCCUACUCUGCCUCAAUACCAUCCUGUUCAGUUACUGGAGCUUUUGGACCUGGGGAAGGUUCACCGUGCCAAAGCAAUCCUCUCUCACUUGGUAAAAUGCAUUGCUGGGGAGAUAGUGAUACUCAAGGACAAUGCCACCCAUCCAGAGAAACGCGUGCGCUCUCGGACUAUCAGUGUGGGAGGCAGCACAGCCAGGGACCAAAAGAUAUUCAACAAGUCAGAAAGCUCCAGCCCUGACUACACCGAGAUAAGCUCCGUCCCUCCCCUGCCUCUUUACGCUCUGCUGGCAGCUGAUGAGGAUGCACCACAUCUUGAGAAAGGAGGCAGUAUGAGCGGUGACAGCGGACAUGGCUCCAGUCAGACUGAUGCCUAUGAUGAGCUCUUUCAUACACACAACACUCUGGAUCUGGAUCCUCUGGACAACGAACAGGAAGAAUCUGGGAAUAAGGUUAUUGACCUUUCCCAGUACAGUCCGACAUACUUUGGGCCAGAGCAUGCUCAGGUUCUAUCCAGCCACCUCCUCCACUCCAGUUUGCCUGGAUUAACCCGAAUGGAGCAGAUGUCCCUCAUGGCGCUGGCGGACACAAUCGCCACGACAAGCACAGACCUUAAGGACAACCAGGAUAAGAGCAAAGGUGGAGAAACACUGGAUGAGUGUGGGUUGAAGUUCUUGCUGGCUGUCAGACUCCAUACCUUCCUUCUAACAUCGCUGCCUCCUGUCCAUCGAGCCCAGCUGCUGCGGCAAGGCCUUUCAACGUGUCAGUAUGCCUGGGCCUUCCACUCUGAAGCUGAGGAGGAGCUCCUGAACAUGCUGCCUGCCCUGCAGAAGGGAGAGCCCACCUGGGCCGAGCUCCGAGCCAUGGGUGUGGGCUGGUGGCUGCGCAGCACCAACAAGCUGCGCAGGUGUAUAGAGAAGGUUGCCAAGGCUUCGUUUCAGAGAAACAAUGAUCCUCUGGAUGCUGCUAUAUUUUACCUUGCAAUGAAAAAGAAGGCAGUGGUUUGGGGACUGUACAGGUCUCAGAAAAAUACAAAAAUGACAGAGUUUUUCCACAACAACUUCAGCGAGGACAGGUGGAGGAAAGCUGCAUUGAAGAACGCCUUCUCUCUGUUGGGAAAGCAGCGGUUCCAGCAUUCUGCUGCCUUCUUUCUGCUGGCUGGCUCCCUUAAGGAUGCCGUGGAGGUGUGUUUAGAGAAAAUGCAGGACUUGCAGUUGGCCCUGGUGAUCUCUAGAUUGUAUGAAUCCGAGUUUGAGAUAUCUUCUACUUAUAAAAAGAUCCUCCAGAGACAUGUUUUGGGUCAAGACAAACAGAUUCCAGUCCAUCCAGAUCCGUUCCUGCGAAGCAUGGCUUUCUGGGUCCUGGAAGAUUACAGCAGGGCCCUGGACACACUGAUUGAGCAGCCUGCAAACUGCAAAAGCUCUGGACCCUCUCAGAACAAAUGUGACAGUGGUUCCUCAACCAUGUCUGCAAGUAACCCUGAGGUUUUCAACUUUUACAUCUACCUCCGCACACACCCGCUGCUCCUUCGCCGCCAUUUCAGCUCUUCUGACAAAGCUAAAGUUGCUCUGACCACUGAAGUCCGCAGGGCCGACUCCAUCAGCCUGGAUGAGAGGAGACUCUUCUUCACGACUGCAUACGCACACCUCCACGCCGGAUGCCCCAUGUUGGCACUUGAAGUCCUUUCCAAAAUGCCUAAAGUUCACAAGCACUCCAAAGUUUCCCAUCACGGAGUAAAAGACAUUCCACAUGAACUGAGCGUCGGGAGCAAGAAUGGGCCGGCAUCGGAACCCGACUGGUCUCCGCCGGACCUGAACGGCUACCAUUCGGAUGGAAACAGCAACAGCAGGUCCGACUCGGUCUUGAGUUUCGAUUGGAGCCAGCCGUCGAUGGCGCUACCAGAUGAGCCCCUGGAUCUGAAGUGGGACAGCGACAAAGACGAAGAGGACGAAGAUGAAGAGAACGUUCUGGAAAACAAUAAAAACACGGACAACAGCGUGUUUCAGGACCGACAGGACUCCAUGGUGACUAUCGCAGAAACGUUAAAAAGUGAGGAAAGCGAAGACGGCGAUGACUUCAUUGCUCCAUCUGAAGACAUCUUUUUGGCCCACCUUAAGUUCACCGCUUGCUUGAAGAUCAUGAGCAAUGAGCUCCGGACUCUGUCGACGGGAUACGAACUGGACGGAGGGAAGCUGCGGUACCAGCUCUGUCAAUGGCUGGAGAGAGAGGUUGUGUCUCACCAGCAUGUUUGCAGCUAUAAGCCUUGCUUACCAGAACGGUCCGUCUCGGGUGAUGGCCCUGUUUCUGGCCUGGUGGAGGAGGAACAGGUGGGUGUUGAUUGCUGGCUCCUUGCGGUGAUAUUAAAUGAAGACAACUGCUCCAGGGUAAAGCACAUUUGGAUUCAUUCCCUCUGUCUGCAGGACGACUCCCUGAAGUCUGCGGUGGCAGUGAAUUCCCAGCCUACCUCUAUCCCGCUGCUCACGGCCUGUACGGUCAGUGUAAAGACGGUGGUGGCCAACCCCAUCGUCCAUCUGACCAAUCUAACCCACGACAUCCUGCAUACCAUCAAUGCACUCGACUCUCCUCCACAUCCGGAUGUCGUUAACAACGAGAUCUAUGUGAUGCAUACCUUGGCUGCUUCCUUGUCUGCAUGUAUUUAUCAAUGUCUUUGUGACGGACACAAAUACAGCCAUGUGAACCAUUUCACCGGGACUGUGUAUCAGAGUGUUUUACUGUCUCAGAGGCAGACGGUGAAAACCGUCAGCUUGGGUGAGGCUGUUCAGCCAAAUACUUCUCCUGCUCAGUGGCCUGGUAUCGCCUCUCUUAUUCACCUGUUGAGCUCCGCAGGUGAGGAGACCCAGCCGGGUCUGGCUGUGCUGCUCUGUGAGAUCCUGACAGCAGUCUUCCUCAGUCUGUUUGUUCACGGCAUGGCCACACACUCCAGCAACGAGCUGUUUCGCAUCAUGGCUCACCCACUCAACUGUAAGCUUUGGAUGACUGUGUUUGGAGGAGGUGCCCGUGUCCCUGUCAUGGAUAAAGCCAGCAGUCCAGCCAGAACUCCGCCUACAACCUCCCCAAGUGGGUUGGACCAGAAACCACGACGAUUCAAGCUUCUGUCAUCCCGCAGUGGAUCCAGGGAAGAGUCUGGAAUCGAGCGUGAAGGACCUUGCAGUCCUAAGAUCGUAGUGGAACAGGAAGCGACCUCCAUUUUUAAAGAGGAUUUUGUUCCUCCAGAUCUCAGUAUUUGGGAUUAUUUCAUUGCCAAGCCUGAGCUGCCACCGUCACAAAACAGAGUUGAGUAUGACUCAGAGGAGAGCCAGGACAGCCAGGAUGAAGAUGAUGAAGACCUUGAAUCUGAAGAUGUGUUUGAGCCCAACCUGCCACAGAAAGAGCAUUCAAACCAUAAUUCAUACAGCUGGUGUUUGAUGCGCCUGGCCAUGGUACAACUGGUGUUGGUCAACCUCAAGUCCUUUUACCCGAUGGCAGGGUAUGAUCUGUUGGAUUUGCCUGUGGCCUCGCCUCUGUGUCACGCUGUGCUGAAGACGCUGCAGCGAUGGGAGCAGGUGCUGCAAAAGAGGCUGGAGCUGUUCGGCGGCCCUCCGGCAAAGUACAUCUCCACUCACCUCCAAGACGAGAUCCCAACUCCUGGCCCCGCCCUGCUCAGACACAAAGCCCUGUUUGAGCCAUCCAACACCCCCUUCAGAAGCAGCCACCACUCGGUACUGCCGGUGAAGCGUUUAUGGCAGUUCUUGGUGAAACAGGAAGAGGUGCAGGAGACUUUCAUUAGGAACAUCUUCACCAAGAAACCAGGCACAAAUCAGUCGGUUGAGGACCACACUGACAGUAUGAAAUAUUCAGGAGUGGAGGAGGCAGGAAACAGUCAGACUGAGUCAGAUCUGGGCUGGCCCGGAGGCAAAGCACGCAUCAUCCACAAGGAAUCUGACAUCAUUACAGCCUUUGCCAUCAACAAGGCAAACCGUAAUUGUUUAGUCAUGGCCUCCACACAUGACAUUCAGGAGCUGGACGUGUCAUCCAUCUUGGCCACGCAGAUCUUGACUUGGAUCGAUGAAGAUGAAGUCGAAUCCAAAGGUGUUGGUGGUGAUGACUUCCUGGUGGUCCAUGCGCGUGAUGACUUUGGUUCGCUUCACGGCACCACUCCAUACACUCACAGCAGCCCGGGCACGCCCAUCAAUGUGCCUUGGCUUGGAGGGCACCAGACCGGCAGAGGUGCAGCUGUGAUGAUAAAGAGAAAUAUCAACAACGUGAGAAGAAUGACCUCUCAUCCCACACUGCCAUACUACCUGACAGGAGCUCAAGAUGGAAGCGUGAGGAUGUUCGAGUGGGGUCACUCUCAGCAGAUCAUCUGCUUCAGAAGUCCGGGCAACUCCAGAGUCACCAGGAUCCGAUUCAACCACCAAGGGAACAAGUUUGGUAUUGUAGAUGCAGAUGGAGGAUUAAGUCUCUGGCAAACCAACACCAGUGGGAGCACACUCAAACCGUACCUGACGUUGCAGUGCCACAACAAGACCGCUCAUGACUUUGUUUUUGUUGGCUCUUCUUCCCUCAUCGCCACUGCAGGUCUUUCAACAGACAGCAGGAAUGUUUGCCUCUGGGACACACUCGUCACUCCUGCAAACAGCCUGGUUCAUGCUUUCUGCUGCCAUGACUCCGGCGCCACAGUGCUUUCGAUGGCGCAGCGGCGGCAGCUUCUCCUCACCGGCGGGAGGAAAGGUUGCAUCACCAUCUUGGAGCUUCCGCACCGACACCAGCGGCAGAGUUUCCAGGCCCACGACUCGCCGGUUAAAGCCCUGGCUGUCGAUCCCACUGAGGACUGCUUCAUCAGCGGAUCCGCUGAGGGAAACAUUAAGGUGUGGAGUCUGGCCACGCAGGGCCUCCUCUACCACUUCCCCAACGAACACGCCCGCCAGUCGCUGUUCAGGAACCUGGGCACGGGGGUGAUGCAGAUCGAGGUGGGACCGGCCAGCCACAUCUUCUCGUGCGGCGCCGACGGGACCAUGAAGAUGAGGACGCUCCCCAACCGCUUCGCCACGGCGCAAAGCAGCAGCAGCAGCAGCCCCAAGGGCGACGUCAAGUUCUUCAUCUAGACGUGAAAACAUGGCGGAUACGAACGACGCAGUAAAAUAAUCUGCUGUGAUUUUCUUUUUCUCUUCCGUUUUUUUUUUCUUAUGAAAUGUGAACCCAAAUCUUGUCUCCAAUGGCGACCAAGCACAGGAGCUUUUCACAAGUGUUUAAAACUGCAGCUGAGUCGAGCACAGGGUACAGAUGAGAGCACGCUCAGCCAACAGGACCGCCGGCUCCCCGUCCACUGAGGAGCUCGUUUUGCACAGAGAGGGAAGCUGGAGACGUCUCGUAUAAAUGACAGGCGACCCUCUGUGGGAAGCAUCGAUGUAACGGAAUCACAUCCGGUCAGAACGCAGCUGGACGUUCGACCGGAUCGUCGGGAGCGAGCAGAUGCCAAUGUUCCCGUCGCUGGUAUCGCGUCACGCUUUUCACUGGAGCUGCUCUCCAGACGGACUCAAUCAGUCGAAUGAAGUUGGAGAUGAAUGCAGGCGGUCGCCUUUACAGGAGAUGCUUCUUGCUUUCUGACAGAUGAGUUGGAUUAAACACUAACUGAACAGUAAUGAAGGUCCAAACAGCCUUUAGCUCUGCUGUUGCCAGGCAAUAGCAGCCGAGCAAAGAUAAUCAGCAGAGAUUCGUUCAGGCCUGACCAGUCGCCUGCUGUUCUGGUCAUUUUCAACCCGCUCUGCAGAUUCUUAGUUAUUUAGACCAGACAUAUUUCUGAAGAGCACAACCAGGGAGACGAUGACAAAAGUUACGAUUAAAAAUGAUUUAAAAAUUCAUUGCAGGCUUUUUUUUUUCUCCUUUUUUGUUAAUAAAUUUGGCAGCGCUAAUAAUCAGAGAUUAACCUUAGAAAUAAAGCUAUGAGAUCGACUCCUGUAGUUCACCAGUUGCAUCAAGUGGUGCGACUGAAUCACUGAGCACCUAAUACAUGCUGCUGGUCAUAUUCUCAGAUAUAUUGAUGUUUAUUGAUCCUCUAAUGGAACAAAAAUGGAAAACUACUGGUUUUAUUUUCCCUAUAACUAUAAACAAUAAUUGUCCAGCCUUGGUAACAAAACAUUGCAAUUUAAUAUGGUCAUAGAUGGGAUUUGAGCAUUUUUGUGACUUGUUUUCAAAAUAAAUGGAAGUGCCGAUAUGCAGUAGUUUACCAGCGUGAAUCGAGCGUCACUCCUCUCAUCCAUCUGUCAGAAAGCAAAUAUUUCUCUUGGAGGUGAACGCUUCCUCAUCUCUGCACCAGGUUCUCUCUGUAUUUGCACACAAGAUAAAUUAAGCUAAUUAUAUGUAGUGUAAUGCAUAUGACUACAGUAGGCAGGCUGAAGGUAGUAAGGUAAUAAAAA
Molecule: messenger RNA, 11048 nt
Organism: Poecilia latipinna (sailfin molly)
Lineage: Eukaryota; Metazoa; Chordata; Actinopteri; Cyprinodontiformes; Poeciliidae
Gene: dmxl1
Product: Dmx like 1
Exons: 51
Coding region: 522-9737 (3071 amino acids)
Biological process (GO): vacuolar acidification
Cellular component (GO): RAVE complex
Molecular function (GO): protein binding
Source: RefSeq, a predicted model, not a curated record